Messenger RNA from Exophiala dermatitidis NIH/UT8656, 2905 nucleotides. RefSeq lists its product as uncharacterized. Bases 1712 to 2566 code for a protein of 284 amino acids. The transcript is spliced from 3 exons. Gene Ontology annotation, molecular function: acetate transmembrane transporter activity. Lineage: Eukaryota; Fungi; Ascomycota; Eurotiomycetes; Chaetothyriales; Herpotrichiellaceae. The record is from RefSeq and is a predicted model, not a curated record. Gene Ontology annotation, cellular component: plasma membrane.
CUAACGGAACUUGUACGUUCUGCCCCAUCUGUCCGGUCAUCGUGCUCUGGCGAACAUCCAUGAUUGUUGAGAUGGACUGAUUGUCUGCAUCUCCUGUUCUCAUGAGAGUCAAUACCAUCCGCAAAAUCACCUGCCUUCCUUUGCGUCGACGAGAUCUGCUCCCCAGCUCCCCCAGCUCUCCCCAUACUUUUCCGAGUCCUGGGACCGACGGCACCUCGGUUCCUGGGGACCCCAUCAAGCUUCCUCCGACCGGGGCACCAAAUGACUGGGGCCUCCGGACUAACGAGCCUAGUGUAUCACGCCGUUUUCCCCAUGACGACGGGCAGGCCAGGAACCGUCUCAUUCGCCUGGCACCUGCUACUAGCACUGGAGUCCUCGCUUCAUCGCUGCCAGUCCAUUCUCCACUUCAUGAAAAAGACCUGGGCUCUAUCCCCCUCUCUGAGAUUGCUUCUACGCCAAUGAGGAAAAGCUCCAUAAAGCCAAUGUCGGAACAGUUAUGGUGUCUGUGCACAAGGCUCGCACCCCGGUCCCAGGACUGCAGAGUCAUGAGGCGGCCAUGGCUGUCGACGAGAGGUGCAACAAAGCAAUCUAUUAUUUCGUCCGUCACGGACGCUCUAGUGGUUGCAUAAAUCGUCGAUCGGAACUUGAAGAGCCCAAACGGCGGGCAUUGGCCUGAGCAAUAGUGAAGAUUCAAGUCCCGAGAUCGAAUUAAGUCGACUGGGGUUGGACCGACCCCGCAAAUAUAGCCAUCCCGAGACGGCGACAGUGACAACUGGCUGUGAUGGCUUGCGUAUGCCAGUGCUUGCCCCCUAGUUCCAUUCAACCCAGACUGGCCCGGUGUUGAGUGGGCUGAAACACCACCUGUACUCACUCUACCGUGCUUCACCUCAAUCAAUAGUGACUUGAUCGACCCAAGGUAGUCGGUUCUCCUUACCCAUCCACGGGCGUACUGUCGAAAGUGGUGGCUCAGGGGAUCUGCGAGUUGACGGUGUCCCUCAGUUUGUCGAGGGCUCACUUGUCAAAAUGUUUGUCGUCUUUCCACGCCGGCAAGGUUUCUACCCCAGCAUUUCCCCGCAGCGAAGUUAGAAGUGUCUGCUUCAAGCUCGCUCGCUAGACCGGAGGCUGGAGCUUGUUGUCAUGGACGUAUCAUUGGUCGACAGCAGCAGUGUCGCGACAUGCUAUUUUGGAGCUUUGACUAGAAUGGGAGCCGAGGUGACCACUGAUGCGGAAAUACUACAGCCGCAACUGAGCCAGCGCCAACGACCGGGCCCAUGGAUUCCGUCUGUCAAGACUGCCUGGGGCUAGUAGGGAGGUGCCCGGUCGCAUCAUUGGCAGGCCCCAACAAGCCCUUUGUUUGUUUGGGCACUCGGCUCAGCGGGUAUAGGGGGUCUCCUCUCCACCGAGAGCUCGACUCGACGAGAGGAGAAUCAGUCGAUCUUGCCGUGGUCGAUGGCCAGUGACGCGAACAGCACCUGCCCUAUAUUAUGUGUAUCUUCUCCCAGGUGAGUAGUCACGGCCGAGAUUUUUGUUUGGAUCUCUCGUCCGUUGCGGUUCAAGUUCCCUUUGUCCCUGUCAUCCCAACCUCUCACCUCUUCACUUCUCACCUUUACUUGAACCUCGUUUCAUCCCACCUUGGCACCUUACCCUCGUAUCAGUACUUGGUCUAUAGAACUGCCAUACCUCUUUUCGAACGUAUUAGCGAGUUUCAAAAAUGGCCAACGUCCCUGAUGUCGAGAAAGACCACGCCGGCAGCGACUCUGUCAAUGGCAAAUACGACCUCCACCAUGAUCAUCACGACAGCGAGAGUGCCUUGAGGCGGAUUCGAACGGCAGGAAGCAUUUCGAUCACCCCGGAACUCUUUGAGAAGAUCUAUUUGUCGCCCAAGAACCGGGUUUCGAACAACAUCCGAUCGACCUUUGGUAACCCGACUCCUCUGGCCUUGGUCGGCUUUCUGCUAUCUCUCACUCCCCUUUCGAAUGUCCUUCUGGGAUGGCGCGGUGCUGGUGGGCUGGGUGCCGCCGAAGUUGGUGUCUUCUAUUUCUUCGGCGGUCUUCUCAUGCUCCUGGGCGGUUUCCUCGAGUUUAUCUUGGGCAAUACUUUCCCCUUCGUGGUGUUUGGGUCUUUUGGCGCCUUCUGGCUGUCCUUUGGAGCCACCUUGACUCCUUACUUCAAUGCUUCCGCCGCAUACACCCCAGACAACCCGUCCGCGGGUUCGACGGAUCCGGUCUUCGCCGCCACAUUCGCCUAUUUCCAGGUCUACAUGGGGGUGCUCUGCUUUGUCUACAUGAUUGUGGCAUUGCGAACCAACAUUGUCUUCGUCUUGAUCUUCCUGUUGCUGGUCCCGGCCUUCGGCUGCCUCGCUGCCUUCUUCUUCUCUCUUGGCGAGGGUGUGGUUAACAUGACCUAUCAACAUGCGGCAGGUGGACUAACCUUUGUCAUAUCGCUCCUGGGAUGGUAUCUCUUCUUCGUGCAACUCCUGGCCGCGGUCGACUUCCCUCUCAAUCUCCCCGUCGGCGACUUGAGCAGAUUUAUCAAGGGCGCCAGCGAGAGAAGCAAGGCCGAGUAGGCGGACGAAUGUACAGACGCGGAGGUGAUUGGGCUGAUCGGUUGGGUCACGAUGUUGAGGGCUGAAAAAGGGUGAAAUGGGAUACAGUGAGAUGCUGGACUGAGUGAACGCUCACAAGAACAAAACAACAACUUUGCUAUACAGCGUAGCCAGGAACCGCCAGAUUGGCUGUGCUGGUACCACAACUUACCAACUUGCAUCAUUAAUUCAGACAUUGCGGCGGUGAUUUGAUUUCCCGCUUGCUUGUCACGAUGGCUUCUUGGACAAAAUCAUGUCUCUUGUAAUCAGUGCUACAGUACCAAUUCAGAAGAUCAUAAGUAAUGAUGCUGCUGCUCUGCC